Contarinia nasturtii (swede midge) is the source of this 5591-nucleotide messenger RNA. RefSeq lists its product as uncharacterized. The record is from RefSeq and is a predicted model, not a curated record. NCBI's taxonomy places the organism in Eukaryota, Metazoa, Arthropoda, Insecta, Diptera, Cecidomyiidae. The coding region runs from base 14 to 5434 and encodes 1806 amino acids. The transcript is spliced from 5 exons.
UGAAGAUCAAAAAAUGGAGAACAAAAUGAAGCCACUUAAUGUUAUUUUUGUCUAUCUUUCUCUGAAUAUUCAUUUUAUCACUUUCUGCAAUUGCAUCAAUAAGAUUAAAGCGGACGACACAUCGGCAAUUGUGGAGUACCUAGACAUUAUUUAUGAUAAUUUUACAUUGAGUCGAGAACGAGAUAUUGUAAUGGUUUUGGGUAGCACCGGUCCCGGAAAAAGUACGAUAACUCUUCAUCUCACCGGCAAUAAAUUACGGGCUGUCAAAGACGAAGCCACCGGUGAAUUACUAGUUGUUGAUGAAGAUGACAAAAUAGGUACGUCCCCCAAUAUAGCAAAAACCAUUAUCCCCGAAAGGAUGUACGACAGAGAAAAUAGCAUUGUGUAUUAUGAUUUGCCCGGAUACUACGACAAAAACACCGACAUCAAGUAUGACAUUUCUAAUACGUAUCUGAUUCAAAAAUUGUGGCAGCACGCCAGACACGUGAAACUUAUAUUUACGCUGCAUGUGGACACGAUUACCUCAUUGACUGCUGUCGACGAUUUCAGAGAGUUCGUAAUGCAGUCACUUAAAAUUAUUGAGAACUUUGGCAAGUAUCGAAAUGGAAUUGGUCUAGUGAUUACUCAAGUACCUGAUAAUACAUCGAGUAGUGAAGAACAAUUGAUUCGAUCCAAUGUCGAUAAAAUUAAAAGUUUAAUGAACAAAUUGAAAUCUGACAAUGCAGUAAAGGACAAGAAACUCAAAGAUUUCUUCAGUAUAUUGUUGCAACAAGACAGAGAAGGCAGAUAUAGUCACAUCAGAAUCCAUCGAAAAGUAAAGCAAUUGGGAAUGUUGGAAGAUAUGAAAACUCCACAUCUCGAUAAACAGUCUAUAACCAAAAUGAUAAAGAGCCUCUCAUUCGUCAAAAAGGAUGAUGACGAUUUUGGCUAUACACUCUCUGAUAAUACACAAAAAAAAGUUCAAAAAAUUAUUGAAGAUCUCGUCAAGCGUCUGACAAAGGAUGUGAACACCCUUGUAAAUGGGAUCAAAUCAUUUUAUGAAAAGCUCGAAAAACAAGCCAAAAAUAACACACACAAAUUUGAACUCUACAAUAACGCCUAUUUUGCAUGUGAAAAAUUAUCUCAAAUACAAUAUGAAAGUCAUAGAUCACUUGCAGAAGGUUUGAUUCGUGAUUUACCUUCACUUCAAAUCAAUGGAGCCAGUGGCUCGUUGAAGAGCCUAGAGAAAUAUAUUGAAUUCGUUGGAUUUUUCAAUCAAAUGACCAAUUUAAGUACGCCGUCGUCAUUCCUUCCCGACACUAAAAUCCUAAUCAAAAGCUUCGUGAAGGAUCUCGAUAAAUAUAAAGAUAGCAAAGAUAAAUUGAAAAUAAAAUUGGGCGCACAACAGUAUCUAAAAGAGAAGCUGAUCAAUAGAGCAAGUGACAUUUUCGCAGAAAUUGAAAAGUUUUAUUUGAAUCAGGAGAAGAAGACUUCGGAUCUAUCUGUGAUAGAUGAAACAAUGACUUUGGGAUAUGAAAGAUUGUUUGCAUCCAGCUCCUCUGAUCUUUGGAGCACCAAAGACCUCAGGAGGUUCAGAAAUUUAAUCAUCCGUUUUGUGUCGGAUCUUAAAAUCGAAAUACCGGACGAGAUUUUUGAUGACUUCAAAUCAACCAUAAAUACGAUUUUUUCUUUAAAGCUACCGAGCGAAGACAUUUUAUCGAAUCUAUUGAAAAACGAUGCAGUGAAGAAAACCAAAAUCUACCUCUUUGAGACAAUCGAAUGGUACAAGCUCUUGCACGUUGUGCACACCGCUUUAUCGGAAUAUAAAAUGCAAAAUAAAACGGAAUUCGGCAAAGCGAAUGACAUGAUUAAAAGUGUAUCCGCUCUGAUUAAAGGCAAAGAAAAUAAUUCAUUCAAACUUAGUCAAACUAAAAUUUUGGAAUAUGCGAAACGCAUCGAUCAAACCAAAAACACAUUCAAUUUGAAACAAAUGAUACUGAACUCCAACAAACUGAAAAUGUUCAAUGCCCUUUUGGGACUUGUUACUCAAAACUCAACGUCUGAUAAUUCAUCGAAUCGAUUAUUAGUGAAAGGAUACAACGUUAAAUUGAGCGACUUUAAAAAUGACAUCAACAGCAAUGAAAUCCAGCACAUUCGAGUAUUUGCACUCAAUAAGAUUUUCGUUGACAUUGAUAUCGAUAAAACUGGCAAGGAAAAUCAAAUUUUAUUCAUCGCACCCGAAGUGGAAGUCGUUAGCGAAAGAACGAUCAUUUUAAAUGGAGCAUCUGGUGAAUCGCAUGAUGUACCCGCUCCAAAUGAAGCAGUCGCCUCGGGUGCAAAGGGUAAUGGGGGAAAAGCAGGGAAACCGGGUGGCCCAGCUGGUAAAUUCUCAUGCAUUGCAUUUAAGUUCUCAAACAGUGGUGGUUUGAAAAUUCAAGCGAACGGAGGUACAGGCGGUCCAGGCCAAAACGGUGGAUGGGGUGGUGAUGGUGUAAAUGGCACAACCCCACCCUAUGAACGCAAAAGUGGCAUGUUUAUCAGUGUUGAACAAAAAAAUAUUGAUUUAUGGCAAAAAGGCAAUUUCAGUUACACCGUAGUUCCAAAUUCAAGCGUGGAAUACAUUGUUUAUCCACUAAAAUUCAUUGAGCCGGGUGAUGGCGGUGACGGUGGACGCGGUGGCAAUGGAGGAUUUGCCGGAGAAUUGAACAUAAUUGGCUUGAAUAAUUCUGUGCAUAAAUUUUCAUUGUCCAACAAAGAAGGUGACUUGGGAAGAAAUGGAAUGGGUGGAGAGAGGGGAUCGCCGUCACAAGAUGGAAAUACAAUCGAAGUGUCAUUUGGUCGGCUACCGUGUUGUCCAGGUGCGGCGAGUGUAUUUUUUGAUUCGGCAAAUGAUACCUACGAGGUUGGCCAACGCGACGAAGCGAACAAAGGAAAUGAUGGUAAGAGCACACGGGACCUUGAAAAUGCAAUAAAACUCGCCGAAUUAAAUUCAAUUCCUCUAUCACAUUCAAUAAAUGACUAUAAAACUUAUAGUCGAAAAAAUGUGGCACAUUCAAUCCGUGAGUCGGACAUUAGCGAAUUUGUAAAGGAAUUGGAAGAAGACAAAAAGGUUCAAUCACUGUAUAAUGUGGAUGGUUUUAUCAAUGAGUAUCAUAGCAUAGAAGGCCACUAUUUUAACUUGCGCGAGAAGUUACAAUUCAGUCCAGCCUAUGAAUCAUUCGUAACUCGAAUGGAUGAGUAUGUCAGAACUCACAAUUUGACCGACGAAGAAAAAACGGUGUUCAGCUAUUUGGGAGCAGCGGCGCUCAGUAAAAGCAUAUCAAGUGUUGCUCAUCAAAGAACGAUCAUUGAUUUACCGAAAUACAUGAAGCUCGUAAAAGAGCACGUGAAUGACUUGAAUCACGCAAGCAGAGAAAAACAAAUCAAAGACGUCCGAAAACGAUACAUAAAAUCAAUAAGCGAGCAGGUAAAAUCGGCAAGACAACUUAUCAACGACGAUAUUAUCACAGAGAUUAACUCAAUUUUGAAUGAGGGUAAAAACGAUAUUAUUACGUCCGUUAACAAUGUAAUUGAUGACGCUGAGAAGAACUUACAAGAGGCUGAAUUGGAAAGGAGAGAGUUGGAAAAGAAAUUGGCAAUCAAGAGCGUAUUUUCUGUAUUGAAAGGUAGUGCUGCGGUGACAUCAGUAUUUGUUCCAGUUGCGAGUGCAGCAGUGACUGCCUUAGAGUUUGUCGAAGGUAUCGUAAACACAUUCACAGAUGGUGGUGCCAGAGCAAAUCUUGUGAGAAAUGACGAAGAAGUUACUUCAAUCAUGAAAGAUCAUCCAGUACACGAACAUGAGGAAGUAAGUCAACUACUCUUUGAUAUUGAGAGUAGAAUUCAAACGAGUAAGGAUAGUUUCAAUUUCACUCUAAAUGAAAUAAAUAAACUAAAAUCACAAAUAAAUGCAGCCAGAGAAAAGAAUGAAUUUUUACCGCUAGAAGUACUGAAAACCAUUGAAGAGGCUUUGGAAAAAGAUAACGAAGAAAUCAAAAAGUCCAAUUCCGAUGAAGCAAAGAAAAAUAACUUUGCCGAUAUAUUGGAUCGAGUGGAUGAAAUUCUAACCGUUGGUGGCGAUUUCUAUAGUGUGUAUAAAGAAAUUAAAGAUAAUUACAAACAAAUGGGUGAGGUUAAAAAAGCGAUCGAUAAAAUGAAAUCCGAUUUAGACAAAUGGAAAUACAAUGAAAAACGAAUUCAUGACAAUGUGAAUACAAUGUUUAUCGAGGCCAGACAAUAUAUAAAAGAAUUGUAUGAGAGUGCAAAUGGACAGUCGCAGGCCUAUCUACUUGUUCACAAAUGGAAACUCAGCAUGCAAAUACGAAUAUUCAAGAAUAUUUUCAGUGAUAUUACUGAAGAAUUUUCAAUGCACGAUCAAUUCAAUUCUCUUUUCGUAAAGCUAGAAGAUUCAUUAAAUGCAAUAAUUGAUGUUUACAAUCAAAUUGAAAGUCUACUCAAAACAGCCAAAUUUGCCGAAUACAUAUACGAAGUGCAAUCAGAACAUGAGAUUCGCUCUUCAAACAUCGCACUAAAAGACACCAUCACAGAAUUGGACCUAACUAUUCAAACGAAUCUUGUGCGCGAAGAGCAUGAACUAGUGAUUCAUGUAUUCAAACAACAUUAUUUCCCCUUUGCACAAGAGAUUUUGAAAGAAAUGACUUCAAAAAAUAUUCCACUGCCAUCGAAUUUGAAAUUUGAAGAUAUGGAAUCAUUGAAAAACGAAGCCAUAAGACAGAUAGAUAGAAUGGAAGAAGCGCUCAUACAAUGGGGAUCCAAAUUACAAAACACCAAUAACUAUUUACAUAAUCAAGUUGAUUUUUUCGGAAAGGGCAAGCAAAAUAGAUCGCCUUUCUAUACAUGGAAGUAUGAUGAAAUUAAAAGUAAAGUUUCAAAAUUACUAAAUGGAAAAGAAAUACGCCUUAAAGCAGAUAUCAACAAGGGUGUAGAUUUCUUUGCAAUAAAGUUUAAUCAAAUUGGAAUCAAUCUGAAAAUUCGAAAUGAAGCAAUAGGAAGAAGAGCGGAGAAAGCUCUUCAAAAAGUUUACGUAGAAAUGAAAAUGAUCGGCAAUAGCUACUAUCGAUGCGGCGAGCGAAUAUAUUACACACCAGCAGACGAAUCAUUUAUAAUUGGACAAAUGUUGUUAUUGGAUACGAAGAGAGCUCCUCGUGAACCAAAUGGUCCUUACUACCAAAUAAUGCAAAACAACCAGCCAAUUCUCAGUCCAUAUACAACGUGGAGCAUUCAACUGAAAAACACAACAAACCUAUUAAGAGAACUGGAAAAUGAAGUUAUUGAUAUUGAACUAGUUGGUAGGGGUGAAUUUUUAGAUAAUAAUGAAUAUGUUAUAGAUGAAUAUUGUAAUGAGAACUUGGACGGAUUUUAUACUUUGAAUUCCGUUCAACGCUUCAAAAAACACUGAAAUUCAUUUAUAAAUGCAAGGAAAUUAAGAUUUGGAUUAAGAAUUUGGUUAAAUUAGCUUUUUACUCACAAAUUGUACAUAGUUUAACAUAUUAAGUGUAUAAACAUUCGUUUGAAUUUACAUUUUUAAAUAAAGUUUUAUGAUAAAUAAAAGGUUA